Pestalotiopsis fici W106-1 is the source of this 687-nucleotide messenger RNA. RefSeq lists its product as uncharacterized. The coding region runs from base 1 to 687 and encodes 228 amino acids. Gene Ontology annotation, cellular component: Sec62/Sec63 complex. The record is from RefSeq and is a predicted model, not a curated record. The transcript has 3 exons. Gene Ontology annotation, biological process: post-translational protein targeting to membrane, translocation. NCBI's taxonomy places the organism in Eukaryota, Fungi, Ascomycota, Sordariomycetes, Amphisphaeriales, Sporocadaceae.
AUGUUGGACUUCCUGGACAUAGACUGGUGGAGUCUCGCGCUCCCCUUUGGCUAUAUCUCUGUACUGGCUGGCAUGCUGUUCACCUUUUCGACUAUUUACCGCAAGAGGAAAGCUGCACAACUCGCCAACCUGGAGCCAUGGUUCGGGCCUCACUUGCAGAGACAAGUCUACUCCUCCCUCCUUGAGAUUGCCGCCACCGGCGAGAAGACAAAGGUGCCUGAUAGUGUCAUCCGCGCCGCUCUCCUCCGCCGCGCCGUCGCCGACAUUGGCCGCAUCAUCCAGAUCCGACAGGCUAAGCAGGCCCUCAACGUGUUGCUUCAGCGCGGCAGCGUGGGAGAGGACCUGAACCAGAGGUUUCAGCGAGCAGAGAAGGAGAUUGAGGAGGAAUUGAGAGAGGUUGUCAUGGAGGCCAACGCGCUUCAACCCGGAUGGGGCAAUGUCAUCUUCCAAUCUGCCAACGAAAUGGCCGCGAAUGCAGCGCUGCGCGAGAGGAUAGAGGAGAUCCAGGGUACGGCAGAUUCGGAGAAGGAGUGGUGGGAGAAGCGCCGCGAAGUCAUCCGCCAGGACUUUGAGAAGGAACUGAAUGAGGAGGAGGCUGCAAAGACCGACGACGAUGCCGUCCUCGUCGAUACCAGCGCACCCAGCACUCCUGGAGGUUCCAAGAAGAAGAAGCAAGCCAAGAAAUAA